CACACCAACUUCCCACGGCGUCUCGGCAAGCCGCCAGCCAUGGCUUCGCGGCUGCGGCGGCGGGCAAGGAGGCUGCUGCGGCUGCUGCGGCAUCGACUGCAAGCUUCCAAGAAGCGUAAGAUCGACGACCAAGAUCCAUCGGGGAGUGGCAACUGCGACCAUGUCGAUGGGGGGAGCGUCGAUCACAUCAGCCGAGUCCCCGACGCCGUCCUCGGCACCAUCGUGUCUCUUCUCCCCACCAAGGAAGGUGCCCGCACGCAGGUCCUCUCCCGCCGGUGGCGUCCGAUCUGGCGCUCCGCUCCUCUGAAUCUCGCGCUGGACUGUGAACUCAAGAACCAGUACUCGAUCCCAAAGAUCCUCUCUGAGCAUACUGGCCCCGCGCAACGCUUCUCCGUCCGCCUCUUCACCGACUGCGGCGACGAGAUCGAUGGCUGGCUUAGCUCCCAAUCCCUGGACAUGCUACAGGAGCUCGAGCUCACCUGCAUGUUCUGGCUCGGCCGGCGUCCAUUGUCCUUGUCGGCGUUCCGAUUUUCGCCCACUCUCCGCGUGGCCAAAUUCCACGGGUUCCAUUUCCCCAACUCGAUCGCGCAGCUGUCCCUCAAGUUCCCCUGCCUCAAGCAGCUGACCCUGAAAAAGGUCGUCAUCUCGGAGGACGUUCUCCAGAGCAUGCUCUCUGGCUGCUCUGCCUUGGAAAGCCUCGAGCUAAAGGAAAGUCGGGGCAUCAGUCGCCUCUGCAUCAGCUCCCAAACUCUUAGGAGUUUGGGAUUUUUCGUUGACUGGUGGAAUGGAAGUAAUCAUAUCUUUUUGCAAGAGUUAGUCAUCGAGGACGCCCCGUGCCUUGAGAGAUUGCUACCACUUAAUUCAACGGGCAGCAAAGUGGUCAUACAGAUAAUCUGCGCGCCUAAACUGGAGAUAUUCGGUAUGCUCCUGUCUGAAGUCAUACCCGAAUUCCAACUUGGGAGUUCAAUUAUUCAGGAAGGGGUUGCUGUCAGUUUGACAACCAAAAUGCACACCAUGAGGGUUUUGGCUCUCAGCUCUACUGGCCCUAAUCUGGAUGCAGUGGUUAACUUCCUCAAGUGCUUCCCUUGCUUGGAGAGGUUGUAUGCCAUUUUGAUGCCCAUCUUGAAAAUUGACUUUGCCUUCUUUUUAAAGCCCAAGCUUUUGUAUCUAGCCUAUAAUGUUGUCCCGGCGUUCUACUUCAUUUAG
Molecule: messenger RNA, 1206 nt
Organism: Triticum dicoccoides
Lineage: Eukaryota; Viridiplantae; Streptophyta; Magnoliopsida; Poales; Poaceae
Product: putative F-box/FBD/LRR-repeat protein At5g44950
Exons: 3
Coding region: 40-1206 (388 amino acids)
Molecular function (GO): protein binding
Source: RefSeq, a predicted model, not a curated record